CGCCUCGUCGCCUCGCCGGCCGGCCCGCCUCCGGCGAUAAGCGCCGCCGCCGCCUUCUCCGGUCCCACCUCCCCCGCAGGUCGCGGCACCCGGUGGGGGAAUGGCUUCGGCGGUGGAGCGGAGGGAGCAUUCCCGGAGGUCGGGGCGCUCGAGGUCGCGCUCCCCGGCGAGGGACCGGGGCUCGCCGCAGCGGAGGAGGAGCCCGCCUUCACGGAGGGAGAGGUCGCCGGUUUCGAGGGGUGGCUCGCCUAGGGGGAGGUCUCCUGUUAAGAGUAGGGAGAGGUCGCCGGCUCCGAGGAGUGACUCAGCUAGGAGGAGGUCUCCUGUUAAGGCUAGCUCGUAUAGGGAGAGGUCACCGCAUACAGAGAAGGUGAAGGAGAGGGUUAGGUCACCGAAGCAUGCUAGGCCACCGACACGGUCUCCAUCACCUGCUAGGAAACGGGAGUCCCGGUCACCCUCGCCGAGGACCAAACGGCUGAGAAGAGCUCAGGGUGAGCGUGAAGGGGCAGAUGGUACUGAGGGUGACCACCGGAAGACCACCACUAGGGAAGAGCGGGACUCGGGGAGGAACAGGGUGCGCGAUGAGGAAAAAGAUGUGUCAAGGGAUAGAAAGAUGGAGAGGGAAGAUAGCAGGGGUUCUUUCAAGGACAGGAAACUGGAUCGUGAUGAUGAAAGGGAUCAUUUAAGGGAUAGAAGGUCUGAUCGGUCUGAUGCUUCAAGAGAGACAAGGUCAACCCGAGAUGAUGAAAGGCGUGAUUCAAGGGGUAGAAGGUCUGAUGGGGAUGAUCGAAAAGGAAUUUCAAGGGAGCAAAGGGAAGAUCAUGAUGAUAGAAGGGAUGCACGAGAGAGAAGGACAGACCGGGAUGAGAACAAUGGUGAAUUUGGAAGACCAUCUAGGCAUGGGCGAUCAGUAUCUCCAGAAGAGCAUAGGCAUAGGGGUAGACAUGAAUCCCGCCAAUCACCAAGGUCAUCCAGAAGUGCAGCACGUGGUGAGGAUACAAGCUCUAUAUCAGAGGUAGCAUCACGGAGUGGUGAUCCUGAUUCUUUGGUGAAGAUGAAUGCUGCUGCAGAUGCUCUAGAAGCAAAAGAAAAGCAAAAACCAUCAUUUGAACUGUCUGGAAAGCUUGCUGAGGAGACUAACAGAGUUGCAGGUGUCAAUCUGUUACAUUCAGAACCUCCAGAGGCUCGCAAGUCAGAUAUUAGAUGGCGACUCUAUGUCUUCAAGGGUGGUGAACCACUCAAUGAACCAUUAUAUGUUCACCGGAUGAGCAGCUACCUUUUUGGAAGGGAGCGGAAAGUUGCAGACAUCCCCACAGAUCAUCCUUCCUGCAGCAAGCAACAUGCAGUUCUUCAAUAUAGACUUGUAGAGAAGGAGCAGCCAGAUGGCAUGAUGUCUAAGCAAGUGAGGCCUUAUCUAAUGGAUCUUGGUAGUACCAAUGGAACUUUCAUUAAUGACAAUCGUAUUGAGCCCAGCCGUUACUAUGAACUCUUUGAAAAGGAUACCAUUAAGUUUGGCAAUAGUAGCCGGGAGUAUGUUUUGCUUCAUGAAAACUCGAAAGACUGAGUAUGAAAUUGCUGGAAACCUUGCUACAUUGUUAGAGAUUUUGACAUCCCUAUGGUGCUUCCUGUUUGUAAUAUGGUUGCAUUCGCUGAAUGUUUCACCUAGCUCAUGGAUAACCACUUCAUAUGGCUGAAGGAACAUAGCAGAGGGUAUCUCAAGUUGCAUAUUUAUAGGAUUCUAGAGCCUAGAUAAAUUCUAGAGCCUAGACUUGUUUUAUUCAGUGGGUGAUCCAGUACCUCUACUGAAUUCAUAUUGUUUGUCAAAAUGUCACACUUGUCUUGUCAUAUCAUCACAAUUAUGAAUCGGCAGUUUGUGGCUAGUGAAAUGUAGUCACUCUUAAACUAUUCGAAGUCUAGGAAUCUUGAUACGAGAUGAGCAAUAAUCUAGAGCCAAUCAGCUCUGUUGACUCCAAUUUUAUCACUCUAC
Messenger RNA from Oryza brachyantha (malo sina), 1987 nucleotides. RefSeq names its product FHA domain-containing protein DDL. The coding region runs from base 101 to 1564 and encodes 487 amino acids. Gene Ontology annotation, cellular component: nucleus. The transcript has 11 exons. Lineage: Eukaryota; Viridiplantae; Streptophyta; Magnoliopsida; Poales; Poaceae. Gene Ontology annotation, molecular function: protein binding; mRNA binding. The record is from RefSeq and is a predicted model, not a curated record.